This is a messenger RNA of Pyrenophora tritici-repentis Pt-1C-BFP, 539 nucleotides long. RefSeq names its product 40S ribosomal protein eS21. Gene Ontology annotation, molecular function: structural constituent of ribosome. NCBI's taxonomy places the organism in Eukaryota, Fungi, Ascomycota, Dothideomycetes, Pleosporales, Pleosporaceae. Gene Ontology annotation, biological process: endonucleolytic cleavage to generate mature 3'-end of SSU-rRNA from (SSU-rRNA, 5.8S rRNA, LSU-rRNA); endonucleolytic cleavage in ITS1 to separate SSU-rRNA from 5.8S rRNA and LSU-rRNA from tricistronic rRNA transcript (SSU-rRNA, 5.8S rRNA, LSU-rRNA); translation. The record is from RefSeq and is a predicted model, not a curated record. Gene Ontology annotation, cellular component: ribosome; cytosolic small ribosomal subunit.
AAAGCCAACCCGACAAAGCCACACUCAAGACCACCCCGCCGUCAACCUACACUUCGAUCAAAAUGGAGAACGAACGCGGAGAGCUCGUUGACUUGUACAUCCCCCGCCGAUGCUCGGCUACCGGACGCAUCAUCAGGGCCAAGGACCACGCCUCUGUCCAACUGAGCGUUGGCAAGGUUGACGAGAACGGCCGCUACACUGGCGACAACCAGGUCUACGCCAUCUGCGGUUUUGUACGCGCCAUGGGCGAGUCCGACGACAGCUUCAACAGGCUCACACAAAAGGACGGCUUCCUCAAGUCGGUCUGGAGCGCGUCCCGGUAAAUGGUUGGCAUUAUGGAGUUGAAGUAUGCAAGCGGAGAAUGUCUCGGGAAAAAGGACGCGGGCUGACUGGAAGCAGGGAUUCGGAAUCUGAACUGCCUCUCCAAGACGGAGGCUUGCAUUUUACACCGACUAAGGGCCUUCACUUCCUUUUCCCGCGGAUCAACGAUAUCACGAGGAAUGGGAACUGGUUGAGAUAUGAAUACGAUCAAUUUCACA